ACAUUUGACUAAAAUAAAUGCUAAGUUUUAUCAUUAUAAUCCCUCACCAAAUACUGUUGCUAUACUUUCAGUAUCGAUGUAAACCAUGCGGAGGUCCUUACUUUAGUAAUUAUACGGUCUUGUGCCGGCACUUACAAGAACAGCACAGUGGAUUCCUAUGGCAGUGCCACCGGUGCUUCAAAGUGUUUCAAAGGCGUGGACAAAGACACAGCUGUCCAAAUAUAAAGACAGAGGAAUUCACCUUGCUGGACCCAGAGAAGCAAAGUCAAGGGGCUUAUGCCAAAUACCAGGAGUGGAAACGGGUGGUGCAGCCAACACUUUACGACACUACGGGAGCCGUAGAUGAAAAUAAUAACAGUCCUAUUAGGCAAAGUCUAGAUAAUAGAAUUAAAGACAUGUUGGCGGCGCCAAAUACCAUAUCCCCCCUUUCAAAUAUCUCAGAUACAGAACUAUCAGAAGUUUCUGAUGACCACUCCAGUAAAAUAACAAGCACUGAGAAAGAAAAAGAAAGUGAAAGUAAAAAAGAAAGAAGUGUAAGAAAGAAAGACAAGGAAAGCGAAAGAAACGAACAGUGUGAGGAUUCUAAUAUAGGGAAUAAGACAAGUGCAAUGAAAAAGAAUGAGAAGGAAGUUGAAAGAAAGAAAAACAAAAGUGAAGGAAAAGAACAAAAGAAAGACUCUAGUGUAGAGAAAAGUCAAAAGACAGGUGAAAUGAAAAAGAAAGAUAAGGAAAGUGAAAGCAAGAAAGACAAAGAAAGAGGAAGAAAGGAACAAAGUAAAGAUUCUAAUGCAGUGAAUAAGCAUAAGACAAGUGAAAUGAAAAAGAAAGAAAUGGAAUGCGAAAGAAAGAAAGAUAAAGAAAGUGAAAGAACCAAGCCAAGGAAAGAUUCUAACGUAGAGAAAAGACACAGAACGAGUGAAACGACGAAGAAAGAAAAGGAAAGUGAAAGAAAGAAGGACAAAGAAAGUGAUGGUAAAAAGAGAAGUGGAGACUAUAAUGUAGAGAAAAGUCACAGAACAAGUGAAACAAAAAAGAAAGACGAAGAAAACAAGCAAGGUGAAGAAUCAGAUAUUAAGGGAAGGAAGAAAAUAGACGAAAUGGGGGAGAAAAAGAAAGAAAGCGAAAGGGAGAAGCCAGGUUCCGACGAUAAUACUCAGACUGAGGAAGGACAGGAAGUAUUAGUUCUCAAGAAAGCACAAGAAAUGGGAGAGAUAACGACAGGUGGAGUGAAUGUAAGUGAGUGUAGAGAAAGUGAAGGCAAGAAAAGUGAUGAGGCAGAACUGUCAGUCAGGAAGCGACAGACAAAGGAAAGCCCUGGAGUAAGUGCAAAGAGAGUAAGGGGUGACAAUCAACCCCCUGACAACCACCAAGAAGAAGGGGAAACCGAUACUGAGGAGUCGAGAAGGCCACAAGACAACAUCCUUCGUGGUUAUAGUGUAGCACAAGCGGAUAGGAUCCUACUAAACAUUGGAGGCACCCACUUUGAAACAACCAUCCAAAAUCUCACUAUUGAUCCCAAGUGCAUUUUCGCAUUAGCUAUAAACAACGGCGAAUUAACAGAAAUGAAGACACUUACUUUCGAUCGGGACCCUACGCAUUUCAGGCAUGUUCUCAAUCACCUAAGAAAUAGAAUGUAUACAGACAUGAGAACCUUGCCAAACAGUAUUUCCCAGUUAUUGGAGUGUCUUCAAGAGGCCCAAUAUUAUGCACUGGAAUCCCUUCAGAGAGCCGUCGUGGCAAAACUAGAACAAUUAACUGUGGUUUCACCAUUAGUUCUGCCUACCUGGACUUCGUAUGCUGCGACUCGGUAAAUGAUAAAUGCAUGUACUUGUUAAGUUACUUUAGGAGAAAUACCUCCGUGUUUGUUUUAAGGAAGUGACGAUAAAGUUUGUUUUGAUGAAGGAUUUCGACAGCUGAAGUGUUAAUACUGUGUGAAUUAACCUUGACUUAAAGUACUUUAAGGUGUCAUAGUGA
Messenger RNA from Mercenaria mercenaria, 1974 nucleotides. Its product is annotated as myb-like protein X. The transcript has a single exon. Lineage: Eukaryota; Metazoa; Mollusca; Bivalvia; Venerida; Veneridae. The record is from RefSeq and is a predicted model, not a curated record. Gene Ontology annotation, biological process: protein homooligomerization. The coding region runs from base 18 to 1811 and encodes 597 amino acids.